Molecule: messenger RNA, 932 nt
Organism: Belonocnema kinseyi
Lineage: Eukaryota; Metazoa; Arthropoda; Insecta; Hymenoptera; Cynipidae
Product: larval cuticle protein 65Ag1-like
Exons: 3
Coding region: 383-820 (145 amino acids)
Cellular component (GO): chitin-based extracellular matrix
Molecular function (GO): structural constituent of chitin-based larval cuticle
Source: RefSeq, a predicted model, not a curated record
AAUUUUAAUAUUGAUAUAUCGCCCUAGGAUCUUUCACGCUAAUUUUUUUUCGUAAAAUUUAGAAAUUUGCGAGUUGAAAAUAUAUCCCGGAAGCGUAACUUUGGUGGAUCACUGAACUAUGAAAAAAGGAAAAGAGCUCAGGAUUAUUCGUUCAAUGACUUGGGAAUAACUUGGGACUCCCUUAUUUUUAUUAACUUUUUUUAUUGACGACAUCCUUCCUCACGCGACUCUCAACUUAAUUAAUAUUUUAGAACAGCUAGCGAAAUGCAUUUAAUCACUCCGAAUCCAGUUUUUUGCCAAUUUAUGUUUCCAAGUCUCGUUUUAGUAUUCUGACUCCUCCAAUGCUGCCACAAAGUCAGUCAAAACAUUUGCUCCAGUCAACAUGAAAUUCCUUAUUCUAUCCUUUGCCCUUUUGGCAGUUGUAGCAGCUGAUGUUUCCCAUCUUAGAAGCCCAUACCCACUAGUCAAGAUUUUAAGACAGGCACAUGAUGCUUCCCCUGAUGGUUCCUACAAGUAUGCAUAUGAAACCGAAAAUGGAAUCGUAGCUGAGCAAUCUGGACAACCAGGACCAGUGGGUCCUGAGGGACCCGCUGUUGUAGCUCGAGGAAGUUACAAAUAUGUUGGAGAUGACGGAGUGACAUACGAAGUAAAAUACGUCGCGGACGAAACUGGAUUUCAUCCCGAAGGAGUGCACAUUCCUCUCGUUCCGGAAGUCAUUGAACGUUCUUUGAAAUUCAACGCAGCUCAUCCUGAAACUCAUUAUAAUAAUGGUUUUGUGCAUAACACAGUCACCACUCGACCCAAACCAUUCCGUCACUGAUUUCAUUACUCACUUCAAUUGAUAAAUACAUAUUAUCACUUCAAAUUAUUAUUUUACUUAUCACCGAGAGAUAACAGCGAUAUCUCAGCAAAGAGAACUUAUAUAGAACAGU